Messenger RNA from Acanthaster planci (crown-of-thorns starfish), 7166 nucleotides. Its product is annotated as TBC1 domain family member 16-like. NCBI's taxonomy places the organism in Eukaryota, Metazoa, Echinodermata, Asteroidea, Valvatida, Acanthasteridae. The record is from RefSeq and is a predicted model, not a curated record. Gene Ontology annotation, molecular function: GTPase activator activity. Gene Ontology annotation, cellular component: early endosome. Gene Ontology annotation, biological process: activation of GTPase activity.
CGUGAUGUGCACUCGUUCAUUCGUUGCAUGCACGACAUUGACGUGACAGGUUUAUCUUCUUUUACUUUGACAACAGCAAUGUACAUGUAGCAUGAAGGAACCAAGUGAAAAGAGCCAAUACAAAUCUUCCAAAACGUCGUAAGUACCGUACAGAUGCGGAGCUCUGUCAUCCAAAUCUCAGUAUGAGGCAGAUAGAACCAGAAUUAACAGCCGUAGGAAUUCCAAACUCGGCAGUUUCUACGUGAAAGUUUUCUCUGACUUUCAAAUCGCAGCAGCAGCUUUGGACUCUUCCAUUUCACCAUGUCUUUCCUUCUCAAGAAGUUCAGUGACUUUCUCGGCAUCUCCGACCCGGAGUACAUCAGGGCGCCCCCGCUGGAUGGCGAGAUCAUCUAUUGCAAGAACAACGUCUGUGUGCACCCUCCGUCCAGUCUGGCCAAGACGGCUGAGCACUACCCGGGGUACCUGACCCUCAGGUCUCAGGGUAAUGGGCGGGUGGCAUCUUCCCUAAUCCUCACAUGGAUACCCAACUCCUCACUCGAAAAGCACCAGCGGAUGUCGCCUAGGACCUCCCCUAAGCAAUCACCAGUCAAAAAUGAGGAGGAAGAGGAAAAUUUGAAGCCGCACGCAGCUCCAACAGAUGCAGCUGCCAAAGGAGACGCUGAAGCUAGUGUGUCAUCAGAAGACGAUGCCCCUGAAGCUGCUCAUGAUGGUGGUGGGGAUGCGGGGAGACAGAAUCCUGUCGCAAUUUCUGAAAGUUGCCAGGACUCAGAAGCGGAAGGUGAUGGGUCAGUAGAACUUGAAUCUGGCCCAGCAGAGCAAAACAGGUCUGUGUCUGUGGAAAUGGAAGAUAAGAAAAACAAAGAAGAUGCCGAUGAGCUGAACUCAAAUCCUGAAAGCCCUGUCUCUCCUCAGAGGCGAGAUGUUUUUGAGAGACCAUGUGAUACCAGCCCAUCCUCAGAGAGCGACAGCUUCUCAACAGAUGCUCGGCUGGCUCACCUGCUUGGCAACAAGAAUCCCUGCCCUGAGAAAUCUUCAACUUCGACAGAGCUAGAGAGGCCCAAGGACCUGAACGUCGGCCCCGCGGACACAAUGGCAAACAUCUCCAACAGUAAAGUCAAGGAUGAGAGUCUUAGCUCAGCAUCGUCCAACCCCAGCUCCUUGCCCUCUCCUCUCCGCAGUCUGAUGCGGGAUCAGAUGCUCCGUGACCUGCAGGACAGCUCGGACAUGGACUCGGAGGAUCGCGGAGCUUCCGUGUCCUCCUCCACAACCCCAACCACCUCCAACCCUGACCCGGGCUCCCUGCCAUCCAGCCCCGGGAAUGAACCCUUCGACCCCUUCAUCCCACUCUACAACCAGAACACCCCACCGUCGCACAUGUCUCCCGCCAGCCCCAUAGUCAGCCACAAUCUCACCUUCCCGGAGAAUUCCAUCGAGUACACCUCAGCAGGAUCCAAAUCUGCAAGCAAGACUCCCAAGGAGCAGCUGUGCGGCGUCUUCUCAGUCGAUCUGAGCCACAUGCGGUCACUGCGAGUUUUCUUCAGCGGUGAGAACAGCAACAGUGGUCAGUUGGUUAUUGCAAGCCAGGAGAGUCAGUAUAAAAUCCUGCAUUUCCACCAUGGUGGCUUGGAGCGAUUGACCAAAGUGUUUGACCACUGGCAAUGUUGUGUCAAACAGAAGACAAAGAGCAAACUGCUUGACAAGGACAGCGACAAUCUCUACCAUAAGUUCACCAUCCUGCAGUCGAGGAUGAAGCCUGCCGAUUACCACCCCGAGGAAGGGGUUUACGACGAAGUCAACGAGGAGAUGUGGUGGUCAUACCUCAAUGAGAGGGGACAAGUUGAAGACGACUAUGAACUCAGAAAGGCAAUCUUCUUUGGAGGGAUCGACGAGUACCUAAGACGUGAGAUCUGGCCAUUCCUCCUCCACUACUUUGCCUUUGACUCCACCCUGGAGGAGCGCAAUGCCCUGCGAGGGCAGAAGAGGGAAGAGUAUGAGGCUAUCAAAGAGAAGAGGUUGGCAAUGAGUGUGGAGGAACAAGAAGUAUUUUUCCGAAAUGUCAAGUGCACUGUUGACAAGGAUGUAGUUCGCACAGACAGAAGUCAUCCCUACUUUAAAGGAGAGAACAACCCUAACAUCGACAUCAUGAGAAAUAUCCUGUUAAGUUUUGCCGUCUACAAGCCCACCCUGGGCUACACCCAAGGCAUGUCGGAUCUCUUGGCACCUGUUCUGGCUGAGCUGCAGGACGAAGCCGACGCCUUCUGGUGUCUGGUGGGUCUCAUGGAUGACGUCAUCUUUGUCAGUUCACCCAAGGACGAAGACAUGGAGAAACAGCUGGGCUACCUGCGAGCUCUGAUCAAGCUGAUGUUACCUGAUUUCUGGAAUCAUCUUCUCUUCCUCAACGACGCCAUGGACCUUCUUUUCUGUCACAGGUGGAUCCUGCUGUGCUUCAAGCGGGAGUUCAACGAGCCGGAAGCCCUAAAGAUGUGGGAAGCAUGCUGGGCCCACUACCAGACCGACUACUUCCAUCUCUUCAUUUGCCUGGCCAUCAUUGCCGUGUACGGGGAGGACGUCGUGCAUCAGAAACUGCCGUCAGAUGACAUGUUGCUACACUUCAGCAACCUGGCCAUGCAGAUGAAUGGAGAUCUAGUCCUUAAAAAGGCCCGUGGUCUCCUCCACCAGUUCCGUCUCUUGCCCCGCAUCCCCUGCACCCUGGACGGACUUUGCGAGACCUGCACCCCGGGAAUGUGGGACAGCGGCCAUACCCCCGAGGUGGAAUGUGUCGGCCUGGGCGUUCAUGGAAAGGACUACAUUUGCCCGCACAUCAGCUCGGAUGGAGUUUUGCAGUGUGUGGGUAUAAGUCUUCGGAAGUGAUUGCAUUGCCAUUUUCCCUGCACACCACUGCUCAUUACUGUUGCUGUGAUUUGUGCUUGUUUUUUUUUUUCACCAAACUAAAUGCAAGUUAUGUCCUAGUACGUGCAAUAGUUUCAAAAGAUACGGACGGCUGAAGGUAUUUCUGGACAGACUAUGAGCACAGGUGUGGAAAAUGUGGCUUCUAAUUUAUGUUGCACUUUUGUUUUUGAUUUAUAGCACCUCCUUAUCACUCAGUGGGUUUUUUUUUGUAUAGUUGUACCAAUAACCCGUAAGGUUGCCUCGAGUCCUGUGAUAGUGUUGUGAACAUUUCUGUUGUCAAAGGAAUUUUAUAGACUUGAAAAGAGCUUCUGCAAAUUUUAAGCAAUCUUUUUAAGUCAUAGAAAAUAUAAUGCGAAGGAAUAAUAAAGUUGCUGCAGCAUUGUGGGACAAAAAACAGUCAGUCAUGUCGUUUCCGACAUUUUACCAGGUUGUUUUCAGUGGAUUCAUAGAUAAUAUUCUUUCAGUUUUCCUGACCUUGAAACAAUCAGGUUUUUAUAUAUUUCUGUAUGUCUAUUGAAAGGAUGAAGCAGAUGGAGAAGAAAUGUAUGUAUUCUCUUGAGUUACUGUAUCUCUUUGAUCAGAGAAAAUUUUGUGAGGAUUCUGUGUCAUUAGCUUUGGAAAACGGUGUGAUGUUCACCUCUCCAUGACAAAAAUAAUGAUUUUCUUUUUCUUUGAACGUGUGUAAGGCAUAGAAUUUUCUUUUUAAGUCAAAAGUCUGAGAAUUCUCCUUUGUGGUCGUGAACUUUUGAUUUUGUAGUAGAAGAGUGGUGUAACGGGGAGAAAUAUUUGUUUUCUGUUCUUGUGAUGGCAAAUUCGAACAGACGUACUAAAAUCCUUGUUUGUGCCAGCUCUUCCCAUUCGGCAUCUCACCAUGCAGCCUUUGUGAGGAACCUCUCUCGGUUUUUAUUUGAUCCAUAUUCUUUUCUGCCUCUAUUGAACAUUAUUCAUGGUUGGUGUAUUGUAUGGGUCAUUCCAUGAGGUUGGGGCACAAUUUGUGACGCUGUCCAUUGUUACAUGGGUUCCGUACAAACGAACAGCUAUUUCCCUGCAUGUGGAUUCCAAAUAAUACAUCCUGCAAGGCUGAAAACAGAGGUGUGUCAUUUUUACAGAGUAAAUGACCUACUCUGUUGGUCAUGACAGGUGGGAAAAGUUACCCAUGUUAGAAGGACACUGUCACAAAUUGUGCCUAAACCUCAUGGAAUGACCUGUAUGUGACAUUUUGUAGCACUGCCUUGUUAACAUUUACUUAAUGACCAAAUUCUAGCCACACAGCAACUUGUGAAGCUAGGGACCUAUUCCUGUUUACAUAUUCCUUCCGAACAGGGAGUUAUCACAAAUCACGUUGAUGUAUUUGACUUUUGUAUUUUGCACAAAUUUUAUUUACAGAUCGUCACUUGCCUGCAAACGUCAGAUUUUGUUUACUUUAAUACUUUGUUUAGUAAAGGUUGUUUUUCCUGGCUGAAGUCACUGAGCACAGUCCUUUGUGCAUGGUUUAUGUUGAAAAGCACAGGUGGAUAAAAGACGCAGGUGAAGACUUCUGAAACUUUUUCCCAUGUUACUUGUAAUUGAAAAGAAAUCUUGUCUUGGCGAUGUUCCAGAAUACCUGCACAGGACUGUAAGUGUCGCCAAAUUUUUAACCUGCCAGCUGGCCCCUUGUGUACAGAUUUCCAGAUCGUGUUUAUUUGGUCCUCCAACAAAUAACAGUCACUUGAGUCAGCUUACUGGUGUAAGCAAGCUUGGACCUAGUUUGACCAGCAAGCGUCAGUCAACCACUGGUCAAUUUUUGCCCAGUACCCAGGGUACACCUUUUGCAUAGAUUGCCAAGGGGAAUCAACCAGUGGUUUUUUACAAUAGCCUCGGUGGUAGAGUGUACAGGACCUCUGCAUGAAAGUCAUUUCUGGGCAUCCACUCCAGUAACUUGGCCGUGUGUUUUCUCACAAGCUUUCUAAAACUUCAUUUGCUGCACAAAAUGCACCAAGGAGGGAAAACCUUGAUUUUAAAUCACUCCCAGCAAACUUCAUUGAAUUAUUGUUCUGUUCAGUCAGGUGUUCAUGCCAGCUCAUUCAAAGCUGACUUUCAGUCUGUCUUUCUCAUUCAGUCUAACAAAGUUUCGGUGGGUUUUCCUGUAUUUACCUAAGCUGAGCCAGUCAUAUUGAGCACUGCCUUGAAUUUAAUAGUGUAAAUAACAGUAAGCAAUUUAUUUAUUUCGGUAUAUCCAUACUGCCUUUAUUAUAGCUGCCUUGCCUAAGAAUCUUUCAGUAUUUGUCUCUCUAAUCUUUGGAGAUGUUUAAAAUACUGUGCAAAAUUCUGUCUAGAAAUUAAAAACUAAGAAUUAAAAUUCAGCUUAGCAUGUUGUGUGGAUAGCUGGAGGGACUGCACAUCCAUGUGUUUAAUAAGCAGUCUUCAAAGACUUGGUUAGAAAAAUUAAGAUAUCGAGCCCUGUUUUUAACUUACUGAAGCAAAUUUUGUACUCUUUCAAUAGAAGGGUGUGAGUUGAUAAACAGCUUGACUGCUUAGCAGAACAUAGUGUUGACUACUAUAGACAUACAUGUACAUGAGUGCUGAGAUGGGUUCAAAAGGGGCCACAGUCCUUGUACUGUACAGCAGCAACGCAGCGUCGAUUCUGCUUAACCCUAACCCUCCUCAAUCCUUCACCUGUUGGAGGACUGAGGAGUGUUAGGGUUAAUCUUCGUGCAGGAUAUACAGAAUUUGGUAACCUGGGUGCAAAUGUAAUAUAAUAUUGUACCACUAAACAAUAGCUUGCAUUACACUUAGUGUGUACUUUAUAAAUAUGCAUGGAAUUCAGCUUUAUGGUAACUAAUGUUAGCCUUGAAGAUGUAGAUAUAUAAAGAGAAAAUAGAUUGCGUAAUUUAUGUUUUGUGUUAACAGCAGGGAACUUGUUGAAAGCCGAGUUUGGUGUACAGUACUACACAUUCCCAGUACCCUCCUAAUUUCACUGUAAUUAAUUGAUUGGACACAACUUAUAUUAGGCCCACUUAAGGAAAGUUGGUUUCCUGCACAGAAAAAUAAAUAACUCAUUGGCCAAGCAGGGAACCAAUAUUUUUCAUGUCAAAUUAACCCUGUCAUUUCUCCUCAGUAAAAAGUAAUAAUAACUGUUGAAAAAGUACAUUAGCCCUCCUAUGCUAAGAUGCAUUCUUGACACAGUUGUCAUAUCAGUCAAAGUCUGUCAAAUUUCCCAUAUAUGUGUCUGUGUACUGGGGGAAAUUAAUUGGAAGGCAUUUUUGACUUUUUGACGGUUAAAACAGGAGGGUUAGUGGCUGUGGAAUGUUUGUGAAACUGUGCAUAAUUGCCAUGCUAGUCUUGGUGCAAGACGGCAUCAGCAUGGUGGCACAUUAGAUUGCAGUGCAUUAUUGUCUUCAGUGAUUAACUGAUAGAGGGUGCUUUACAGCUCUGAGCCGGCCAUGCACACAAAGUCAGUUGGUGUACAUGUCGGGUUUGUGAAUAUGUACGGAAUACCCUCUACUGGUGAAUCGGGGUGUGUGGGUGAGUGAUGUGAUGGUGGCAGGCGUGCUGGGUGAUUGUACGGCGAGAAAGCAACUUUGAGAACAUCCUGCACUAAGACUACAAUUGUGCCAGAAUGGGAAUCCAAAAUUUUUACGUGUUUUGGCAAAAAUGCACCCCCCUCCUCCUCUUGUGUUUCCAACUUUCCCCCCCCCCCCAUUUAUGCUCCCAAAAUUGCUCACGAUAUCCUUAACCUGUCAAAAUGUGGCGACUGUUUUAAUACUGCACUUGGACCUAGACCCUCCAGACGAGAGGUCCAGGAGUACAUACAAGGGAGAUGGGAGCAGGGGGCAAGGGGGGGCAUGUGUCUCCCAGCAGAGGUCGGUGUCAACCCUGGAAAUUUCCGUUAGUCAUGCCACUGUAUCAGAAACAUCCUUACCAAUUUUUAACCUUGAUUAAUGAACUUUUAAGAUACUGUGCUGAAAUUCUGUUGUAUUUACUUUUCCUCAUGUUUGUACUGAAUAUGAUUGUGGCAAGGAGUUGUGAGCAAAGAUCAUGUAGCACCGAAGGCGCAAGAUGGAUAACUCUGCCCGAAAGGUGUAAUUACCAUGGGCACCAUUUGAGCAAGCGAUACGCCUGUGCCGUUUACGGUAAUGCUUGGGCGCAGGCUCACCAGGUGCAUGUGCCUGCCGCGGCGGCUGCGCCUAAGCAGUAAUAUGCAUUGCGCAGGCGUAUCUCUUGCUCAAAUGGCGCCUAUGCGAUUACAAUGUUUUACGUGUAUUCGCGGUGAAGUU